UCUUUGUCCUGAAAGAGCUUUAAACCAAGUGAAAUUGAGUGCAGAUCACUCAUGAGAUGACUAACUGAUCAACAAUAGCCAACUUUAUAACAUGGCAGGUGUCGUUCUCGAAAAUCUAAGCUGGAAGAAGCUUAUAAUACUCGGUGUAUUCCUUUUGGUCUUAUUGAUCACAUUCUUUUUGGUUGGAGGCCUCGUAGCACCCAAGCCAUCAAAUGUUGUCACAGUGUUGGGUACCAAAUGUUAUGACAAUGGAAAGAAGCUCAACAGGAGUAAAUGGUUUGUUUCAAGGGGAAUUCACAAGUGUGAGGAACUACAAAAUCUUGAUCCUACCGAUGAGAUGAUAGUGAACAAAAGCAUCACAGAGAAGCAGGUGGUCUUUUCCUUUUGGCUACCUGGUCCAAGAGGUGGUGAAGAAAGGAAAAUGACCCCUCUGUUUCAAAACAUGUUAGCUGUCCUGCAAGUUGAUAUAGAACACAGUGAUAAAGUACCAUUGUCUAAGAAUCCUGUUCUUCAGCUCGAUGUUCGUUUAGGGGCCAGAGAUGAAGGUGACGAUGAAGAUGAUUGGAAACAAAUUGCCAGCUCGGUAGAAGACCGUAACCUUCAAUGUACACUGGAAAAGGGCAAAGGGGAAGGUUACUUGUAUGACUGUGAACUCCUGCAGCUGUUUGAGCUGGGAAGCAUCAGUAACCACUACUACUUGGUCAACAUCAGACUCCCUGUCAAUUUCCUGAAAGGCUACAAUGUCGGAAUUGGAAAAGUGGUGGAUAUAUCCAUUCAUUUGAUUCAUCAGAAUGGAGGUUUUACUAUCGUGUGGAUGAGUAUGAAGUCUGUGCUGUUUGUUAUGGUCUUAUCACUUCUUAUCUGGUUCUGGAGAAGAAUCAUGCAGCUAGGAAGACCACCCAAUUUAUUGGAAAGAACACUUUUUUCGUUGGGAGUAGUCAUGUCAAUUCUUGACUGUCCAAUUGAACUGCUGCAGCUGGGUGUAGAUAUUCCGUUCAUGUUGCUUCUGAAUGACAUCAGACAGGGUGCUUUCUAUGCCAUGUUGAUGUCAUUUUGGGUCAUUUUUGCUGGAGAACACAUUAUGGAUCAAACGGAGAGGAAUCGAUUGAGUUUGUAUUGGAAACACCUGUCCGCCAUCAUAUUUGGGUCCAUCUGUCUCUUUGUUUUUGAUAUGUGUGAAAGAGGAAUUCAGUUAAAGAACCCCUUCUUCAGUAUAUGGGUCACCAGUGCUGGAACCAAAUUAGCUCUUGCCUUCAUCAUUUUGGCCGGAAUCGCUGCUGGAUGCUACUUUCUGUUCUUGUGCUAUAUGAUUUUCUGUGUUAUGAAGAAUAUAAGCGCAAAGAAAGCCUCUCUUCCAACCAUGAGUCAACUACGGCGCAAAUAUUACUUGGGUGUUAUCUACCGGUUCCGUUUUCUGAUGAUGGCCACCCUUGUGUGUGCAGCGUGCACUGUGGUCUUCUUCAUCAUGUCUCAGUUGAACGAGGGAGAAUGGAGAUGGGGAGAUGAAGAUCUUAGUCUGGAGUUCACUAGUGCUUUCUUUACAGGAGUGUUUGGAAUGUGGAACAUCUAUGUAUGUGGCCUGUUGUCUUUAUAUGCACCAUCUCAUAAAACUGUUGUUGAAAUUGACUCUGCUGAUGGAUCCACUGAAGAAAACGUUCAGCUGACUCAAUUGCCAACCACCCCCUCAGAAACCUCAGCACUGCAGGCUCUGACCUCCAAAGCUGCCCAGGACUAAAGGGACAUGGUCUAACAAACAGAGUGUCGGAGUUGCAAAAGGAAUAGGUUGUAAAUACAGUUUCAUUGGAAGAUGAAUCUUCAAAUGGUUUGCCACUUUUUGUUCAAAGGAGCAAGGAUGCAGUUUUGACAAUGCUUCCAGUGUAUAAAAUGACUUGAUCCGAGUCAAAUAAUGGCUUGUAUAUAGUUCAUUUCAGCAAUAUAUUUAUUCUGUGUUUUUUGUGUUUUUUUUUGAAAAAUGUGUUCUUGAUUGUAUUAUGCUACAGAUCUGAUUUUUUUGUAUGCUUUACAUGUUAUGAUAUACAAUAGUAGUUGUGAAUAGUCUUUAUACCUUUAGUCCCCCAUUAUUUUUACAAUAUUCUAUUGUUUAUAAAACAUUGUCAUGAUAUUUUGAUGCCCUAAAUUUUUAUAUAUUUCCUUGUUUUUCCCAAGGUGGGCUGGAUUUGAGUAACUUUUAUGUUGUUUCCAAUCACAACUUCCUUGUUCAAAGAAUUUUAGGAAAAAAAACCCAACUGCAUAUAGAUUAAAUCAAAAAUAUUAAAAUGCUAGUCUGAUUAUUGAUACCUCCAAAGUUUUGGUAGUUCCUAAAUUAUAUCUUUAAUACUUGCUCUUUCCAAAUAUUGAAAUAGAUCAUCGUAUUAAAGCAACCAUGAAUUAUAUGCUGAUUUUAGUAAGAAGGUUAUAAAAAAGCAAUGUAUUGAUAAAAAAAAAUGUUGUAAAUUAUUUUACUUACAAAUUUAUAUACACUUGCAUUGGAUAUUUGCCAUUCCUUUAUGUUUAGCUUAAAAAGGUAACAUCAAAUUGCCUCUAUUAAAAGGAAGAAACUUUGUCUCUGCGAUUGGAUCAAGUGUAUAAAAAUAUACAAUGUUUACAAUAUAUGGUUGUCAAUUUAGUGAUACACAAGAUAAAUCAUGUAAAUAUUUUUGACAGGAGAUGUUCUCAAAGGUAUGCCUACUUAAAAACUUUAGAUAAAUUUUAUGUUUGUUUUUGAAAUGUGAUACUUAUUUUACUUGUUAUAUGCUGGUACGUUUACAAGAUAUAGAUUAUUUUACAUAUUUAUACGCAACAUUCAAUUUUUUUUCAAUAUACAUACUUUGAAUCAUUUUUUGUGUACUUAAUGUAUUGAUGCUUUUUUGGAGGGGCUAAAAUUGGUGUUAUUAAAAUAUCUUGGUAUACUAGUACCUAAAAAUUAUUUUUUGAAAUAUAAUUACAUUAAUUAAUCCUUGUAAAAUAAAUACAGUGGAAAGAAAGAAGAAACAUACAAUUCAACAUAUGUGUUUAAAUACCUUUUCAUUUUGAUAAUGUAUUUUUUGAAAAUUUUUAGAAUCAUGUUCUAAAAGAGAUUGUUGGUUUGCAAAAAAAAAAAAAAAAAAAAAAAAUGUCGCUAAACCUGGAUUGCAAUGGAAUUAUUCAUUAUAUACAUGAAACUAUACUAUUUUUUCCUGUAAUUUUAAAAAUGUGAGAAAACAAACGAAAUUUAGGCUUAAAAUUAUUCUUUAUAAAAAAAAUUGGGGAAAAAUCUCAUUUUGAUGCCUACAGAUUUUGUCUCUUAUUUUUGUAAACAGUUGAAGAGUUCAAUGAAAAGACAUUGAUUUUGUUUAAAAAUUGUUUAAUCUUUGUGAUGCUCUGUGUAAUAAAUGUUAUCUAUGUA
Magallana angulata is the source of this 3385-nucleotide messenger RNA. Its product is annotated as protein wntless homolog. The record is from RefSeq and is a predicted model, not a curated record. Gene Ontology annotation, biological process: Wnt signaling pathway; Wnt protein secretion; intracellular protein transport. Gene Ontology annotation, molecular function: Wnt-protein binding. Lineage: Eukaryota; Metazoa; Mollusca; Bivalvia; Ostreida; Ostreidae. The transcript is spliced from 13 exons. Bases 92 to 1735 code for a protein of 547 amino acids. Gene Ontology annotation, cellular component: endomembrane system; organelle membrane.